GAGAGAGAGGGGCCAGAGUUAUGGAGAGGAAUAAAUGGAGGUGGCGAGGUGGGGAGAGAGGGACACGAAACGGACGCCACCCUCCCGGAGGCUCCUCUCCUCUCCUCUCUUCUCCCCACCUCUUCUUCCUCCUCGCCUUGCCGUGUUCACUCGUUCAUCCAUCCAUCCAGUCCCCAGCUCACGAGCGCAAGUUAUUGCGCGCCGCGUUUAGCCUCGGCGUGGGGGCUUCUGUUUUGCCUGUGUGGCGCUGGGGGGCAGCAGGUGCGGUGCCGCGUGCUCACGACUCACGAGAGAGGGAGGCUCUGCUACUCUGCUCUUGAGCUGCUGCUGCUCUGGAGAUAGAGGAAUAGAAGGCGGCCGGGGCAGGGGAGGUGAGGCACGGGCAUGGGGAUGGACGGCGGCGGCGGCAAGCUGCCGUACAGCUACGCGGCGCACCAGGACGGCGGCAAGCUGGUGAAGAGCUUCAGCCGCGUGGAGCCGCGCAAGUUCGGGCUCGGCCUCGUCGCCGGCUUCCUCCUCGUCACCUGCGCCUACUUCUCCACCGCCAAGUUCGACGCCAUCCACAUCGCCAUGAUCAGCCCCAUUUCCAGCAAUGCGGCUGGGAUCGGCUCGCUGGUGGGCGCCGCCGCCGACACCUCCAACUCCAACUCCAAGCAGCAAUUUGAUUUGGGCAAGCGAGACCCGUCCAUGUCCGAGGAGGGGAGCAAGGCCGAGGUGCUCGAGAAAGACGACGGCAAGGCUUCCCCUUCGGGUUCCGGGCCAGAUUCCGGCCGCAAUGCGCCGCUGGAGGACACGAGGAGAGACGAGACUUUUGUUGGGGACAGCGGUGAUGCGAGCGGCGUCCCCGCGUCUUCCGCGGCGGCGAAUCCUGCCGCGGCGGGUGGCAACGGUGAGGCGGUUCCUGCCAAGGACGAUGACGCCGCCCCCGCUGCUGCCGGUCUUCUUCCUCCCGUGUCGUCAGAGGAAGCCGCGAACGGCACGCAAGAAUCAGGUGGUCUUGAGGACGAGGAGCUGCAGGUGCAGGAUGCUGUUGCCAAUCCUUCCAAGAGGAGCAACGACUCCGCCGCCGCCGCCGCCAUCACCACCCCAAGCAGCAGCAAUGGCAGCUCGCUCGCUGUGGUUCACUCUGACCCUGCCAUCCUCCCUGCUCCCGCGCAGCAGAUUCCUCCUGCUACGCAAGAUGUCAAGGCUCUUGCUGAUCAGCAUGUUCCAGCGAUUCCAGAGGUUAAGCAAGCAGAUUCGGAGACGACGCCGGCGCGGGAGUGGAAGCCGCUGUGCGACCUCACCUCGAACCGCCGCAUCGACUGGUGCGAGCUCGACGGCGACGUGCGCGUGCUGGGCGCCAACGCCAGCGUCACGCUGGUGGCGCCGCCGGGCGCGGACGACCGCACCUUCCGCGCGGAGUCGUGGCGCAUCAAGCCGUACCCACGCAAGGCGGACCCGAACGCGAUGCACGUCGUCCGCGUGGUGACCGUGCAGUCGGUGUCCGGCGGCGGGGCGCCGGCGUGCACGGACAGGUACGACGUGCCGGCGCUGGUGUUCUCGGACCGCGGGUACACGGGCAACUACUUCCACGCGUUCACGGACGUGAUCCUGCCGCUGUUCCUGACGGCGCGGCAGUACGCCGGCGAGGUGCGGCUGCUGGUGACGGACCUCCAGGCGUGGUGGGUGGGCAAGUUCUCGCCGGUGUUCAAGGCCAUCUCCAACUACGAGCUGGUGGACCUGGACAAGGACCCGCGCGUGCAGUGCUUCCGCCACGUCCAGGUCGGGCUCACCAGCCACGACGACUUCAGCAUCGACCCGCGCCGCGCGCCCAACGGCUACUCCAUGGUCGACUUCACCGCGUUCAUGCGCGCCACCUACGGUCUCCCGCGCGGCGUCGCGGCCGCCGACGCGACGAAGCGGCCGAGGCUGCUGCUGAUCGCGCGCGCGCGGACGCGGCGGUUUGUGAACACGGAGGAGAUCGUGCGCGGCGCCGAGAGGCUCGGGUUCGAGGUGGUGGUGUCGGAAGGCACGCACGAGGUGGCGCCAUUCGCGGAGCUCGCCAACAGCUGCGACGCCAUCAUGGGCGUGCACGGCGCCGGGCUGACCAACAUGGUGUUCGUGCCGACGGGCGGGGUGGUGAUCCAGGUGGUGCCGCUGGGCGGGCUGGAGUUCGUGGCGGGCUACUUCCGGGGACCUUCCAGGGACAUGGGGCUGCGCUACCUCGAGUACCGGAUCACGCCGGAGGAGAGCACGCUGAUCGACCAGUACCCGCGCGACCACCCCAUCUUCACGGACCCCAACGGGAUCAAGAGCAAGGGAUGGGAGUCUCUCAAGGACGCAUACCUCGACAAGCAGGACGUGCGGCUGGACAUGAAGAGGUUCCGGCCGACGCUCAAGAAGGCCAUCGCGCACCUCAGGAAGGCCAAGGCCAAGGCGACCAACGGCGGCGGCAACUAAGAGUCGGCGUCGCCGUGCGUGCAUGUGUUCAUUCAUCCUCCUCUUACUCUACUCUUCUGUUUUUUUUUCUUCCUUCCUUUUUCGGGUUAUGUCGGUGUAUGUAGCAAGCAGAAAUCGACCAAAUGUAUGAUAUGGCAGGGAAAGAAGCUAGAGCAAAUCAUAUAUUCUCUCUCUCUCUCUCUCUCUCUCUCUCUCUCUCUCUCUCUCUCUCUCUCUCUCUCUCUCUCUCUCUCUCUCUCUCUCUUUUUUUUUCGUUUUUUUGGAUGGGAUGGAUUAUGCCAAGUGACCAGGAGUGAGGGACAAUGGUGGAGCGGGGAGUAUGAUCAUGAAGCAUGACAGCAAGCAGCGUACAAGGUUUAGAUGUUUGUUGGGUUUUUUUUAUGUAGCAUUUGUUCCUUGUGUUUCUUGGGGCUUUGGGUGGUAAUAAGCUUGUUUAGGCGAUUAUUAGUUAGUACAAAUGAUGUACACUUCAAUACAUACACGGCUACAUAUAUGAGCAGUAAAAAGGAUGGUCAUUUUUUCUCA
Messenger RNA from Sorghum bicolor (sorghum), 2967 nucleotides. RefSeq lists its product as uncharacterized. The transcript is spliced from 6 exons. Lineage: Eukaryota; Viridiplantae; Streptophyta; Magnoliopsida; Poales; Poaceae. Gene Ontology annotation, molecular function: glycosyltransferase activity. Bases 385 to 2442 code for a protein of 685 amino acids. The record is from RefSeq and is a predicted model, not a curated record.